AUCGUGCGUGCGGUACAAAACUAUAUUGUGGGUACAAUUAAAUCGGAAUUUUUAUUGGUUUUUAAAUAAAAACUUAAACAAAAAUGGCCACAAAACAAUUGGUUAAUAAACAAAACACAAAAUUGGUGUCUCUGUUGGUAGCCAACAAGCCCUGGAAGAGUUGUUGGAGCACCUCCUCUAGAUGCUAUAGCAAUGAGAAAUCCGCUGAAAAGGAAGCCGCACAAAACGGACAAGCUGCUGCCGGCAAUGGUGAAGAUUUGAAAAAGUUAACCGAAAAUGUGGAAGCUUUGAACAAAGAAGUCACCGAAUUGAAAGAGAAAAAUGAUGAAUUAAUGGACAAAUAUCGUAGAUCCUUGGCAGACAGUGAAAACUUGAGAGUACGUUUGAAUAAGCAAAUAGCCGAUGCCAAAAUCUUUGGCAUACAAUCAUUCUGCAAAGAUUUACUAGAAGUGGCCGAUAUUUUGGGACAUGCUACUAAGGCAGUGCCUCAAGAACAAUUGAAUGAUAGUAAUCCUCAUUUAAAGAAUUUAUAUGAAGGUUUGACCAUGACCAAUGCCUCUUUGAUGCAAGUAUUUAAGCGUCAUGGCCUAGAAGCCAUGAAUCCUAUUAAUGAAAAAUUCAAUCCCAAUUUACAUGAAGCUUUAUUCCAAAAGCCCGAUUCAACUGUAGAUCCCGAUACCAUUGUUGAAGUAACAAAAUUGGGCUACAAAUUACAUGAACGCGUUAUAAGACCUGCUUUAGUUGGAGUUUCUAAAUCCUAAUAGUUUGACUGUAUUUGUUCAUCAAACUUUGCUUAACGUUUCCACAAAUUAACUUUUAAUUAUAUAAAAAAAAGUAAACCCUGCUCUAAUUUGGGAAAAAGAAAAAGAAAUUUUUUAAGAAUUACAUACUAGAAAUUUCUCUGUAUUUGAGCUUAAGUUUUUCUUUUUUUAAGGCUUGUUUUUUUCAGUACAACAUUUUCAUUACCUAUUGUAUUGAAAACUCCUUUGAUUAUUAGUUAUUUGUUUAGUUUUAUAAGUUUUAUGUGUAAAUAUUACAAAAUAAACAAAAUUGUUAAAAGGAGCUUAGUUUUAUAUUCAUAAAUUUAUAACUGGACUUGUUAAUGUUUUUAUUAUUUUACCAACAAGUCUAGUUAUUCCUUUACUUAAUAUAUAGACUACACCUGAUACAAGGACUUAUUUUUGUAAUUAAAUUAUAAGAAUUUAAUUUGUUAUAAAUAAAAUACGAUUAAAAACAAGAACCAAAA
Messenger RNA from Calliphora vicina (urban bluebottle blowfly), 1246 nucleotides. RefSeq names its product grpE protein homolog, mitochondrial Roe1 (gene Roe1). The transcript has 3 exons. The record is from RefSeq and is a predicted model, not a curated record. NCBI's taxonomy places the organism in Eukaryota, Metazoa, Arthropoda, Insecta, Diptera, Calliphoridae. Gene Ontology annotation, molecular function: protein-folding chaperone binding; protein homodimerization activity; adenyl-nucleotide exchange factor activity. Gene Ontology annotation, biological process: protein import into mitochondrial matrix; protein folding. The coding region runs from base 84 to 761 and encodes 225 amino acids. Gene Ontology annotation, cellular component: PAM complex, Tim23 associated import motor.